AUGAUCCCUUGUUGUUGGAUCUGCUUUGUUGUUGUUGUUUUGUCGCAACUUGUUGCUGCUCUACAACAACCUCCUGUUAUUUUGUUGCAACACUCUGUGGACACCUCUGUUUGUAACCCUGCGGGGUCCAUUUCAGUUGAUCUCUCUUUUGAUGGACCUAAUGACAACAUUGCCUGGACUGUGGUUGCUCGCAAGCGGAAGGGGAAGUCUUCUCCCCUGCCCCAAACACCCCCCCGUUGGGUUUGGAAGAAAUCUCUCUUAGUAAAUGGCAAAGGAUUCACUGUGUUUGAUUCAUUGGGAAAUCUGGUUUUCAGAGUGGAUAAUUAUGCAUUCAACGCCAAAAAUGAAGAACUUCUUAUGGAUGGUGUAGGCCAGCUUCUUCUCACAUUGAGGCGCAAGAAAUGGAGUGUUGGGAAAAGAUGGGAAGCAUUUAAAGGAGAUCCCAUGGAGUCUGAGAAGCCCACAUUUAGCCUUAUAAAGUCGCUGGGAUUCUCAAACAAGAUUACUGCCAAUAUAUUUGCAAAUGGAAGUAGAAAAACUAAGCUUGGCGAUUACCAGAUCAAAGGGUUGUGCAAGGCAUCCUUCACAAUAUUCAGUGCCUCAGGAGAGAUCAUUGCACAGGUUAAACGAAAGGAGGCCAAAUCAAAUCUAAUGCUGGGGAACGAUAUUCUGAAUCUGGUUGUAGAAGCGGGAGUGGAUCAAGCCUUUGUAAUGGGGCUGCUUAUUAUCUUUCAUCAGAUUAGUUGA
Molecule: messenger RNA, 747 nt
Organism: Cryptomeria japonica (Japanese cedar)
Lineage: Eukaryota; Viridiplantae; Streptophyta; Pinopsida; Cupressales; Cupressaceae
Product: protein LURP-one-related 5-like
Exons: 4
Coding region: 1-747 (248 amino acids)
Source: RefSeq, a predicted model, not a curated record